UCCUAGUCGUGGUUCUAGGAGGUUCAACCAGCGUCCAGCGACCAGUGCUUGUGUCGUGUCGUGUGUAGUUACCCAUAGUUUUCCACUUCCGCUCGUCCCCAGUGUAUCCCCGAAACUCCUUUUCGAAGCUCAAUCGCGUGAUCUAAACUAAGAUGAAGCCAUUCUUUAUUGCCGCCGCGCUGCUGGUCUCGACGGUGUCCGCCUCGUGGCACGGAGCCGUCUCCACACAGUACCAGCACCUGGACCCGCACAGCCACACCUACUCCUACGGAUACGCCGAUCCCAACUCACAGAAGCACGAGACGCGCGGCCACGACGGCACCACGCACGGCUCCUACUCCUACGUGGAUGGCCAUGGUCACGUGCAGUCGGUGUCGUACACCGCUGACCCGCAUCAUGGCUUCAAUGCCGUGGGCACCAACCUGCCGCAGGCUCCUCAGGCCCACGCCGCCCCCGUCUACGCUGCUGCCCACUCGCACGGCUCCUAUGCCCCCUACGCCCAUGCCUACGCCCACGGACCCAUCCACAUCCCGGUGCUGACCCAUGGUGGAGUUCCUGUAGACACGCCCGAGGUGCAGCAUGCCAAGGCCGCCCAUGCCGCCGCCCACGCCGCUGCCGCCCACAAUGCCGGCGGACACCAUCUGUACAAGCGUUCGAUCUACGGAGGAGGCUGGGCCUACGGACAGGCUGCCCAUGUGCCGCUGACCCACGGAGGAGUGCCCGUUGAUACCCCCGAUGUGCAGGCCGCCAAGGCUGAGCACUAUGCCGCCCACGCCAAGGCUUUGGGUCAGGUGGCCCAUGCCCAUGGAGCUGCCGUUGAGACGCCCGAGGUGCAGCACGCCAAGGCCGCCCACUUUGCCGCCCAUGCGGCCGCCCGUUCCGGACAUGCCAUCGCCCCCAUCAGCAGCCAUCACGGUGGCUACCAUGUGCCCGUGAUCCACAACGGAGUGCCCGUCGAUACGCCCGAGGUGCAGCACGCCAAGGCCGCCCACUACGCCGCCCUGUCGCAGGCCUCCGCCCACGGAGGAGCCUCGCACGGAUCCUGGGACGAGGGCCACUACGACGGACGCUGGGAGCAGCAGAGCCACAGCAGCCACGGCGGCUACGCCACCGGCUAUGCGCACAAGGGACCCAUCCACAUCCCCGUGAUCCACAACGGAGUGCCUGUUGAGCCCGCAGAGGUGCAGCAUGCCCGUGCCGCGCAUCUGAAUGCGGUGGCUGCCGCCGGACACGGAGCUCCUGCCAGCCAUGGUGGCUACUAUGGUGGCAAUGGACACGAGGACGAUGGCCAGUACCAUGCGCACUACGACCACUACUAAGCGAUGGCUGGGGUCGGCACUUGACAUCCGAUCGACGACGAGCAUCUCUAAACACUCUGCCUAACCGACUACCGAAGCCAGCGUGGCGUAU
Drosophila takahashii is the source of this 1410-nucleotide messenger RNA. It is a transcript of the gene Cpr92F, whose product is annotated as cuticular protein 92F. Lineage: Eukaryota; Metazoa; Arthropoda; Insecta; Diptera; Drosophilidae. The record is from RefSeq and is a predicted model, not a curated record.